AGAGGACAUCUCGACGUCGCAGCUUGCAAAGAUCAAAAUCUUUGUUCUAGUUUCCGACCAAAGCCCGCACCCUUGGGUGCAAAGAACCUUCACUUGAUUUGCGCCAUCUAGGCAACACCCGCACAUCUCUCUCGCAGCCAUGUCGAUAUUAUCCUGGGGGACUAUCAAGUCCUUAAUAAUAGUCUUCGGACCCUUCUUCCUGCCCAAGAUAAUAAGCUUCUACCGCCGCGUGCGCCACGCGCCCACCCAGCCCGGCCGCCAGCCCAUCCGCCCCCUGCCGCCUGCCGCCUCCCGCGCCCUCGUGCUACUAGCCGCCGUGUCGAUAGCCUUCCUCGUCAAGUCGCUCCCGCUCCCGGGCCUCGCGCCCGAGAAUGUCUUCGUCGCCACCGACUCGCGCCUGCAGAUCCCGACCGACGUGCUCUUCAACCGCCUCGCCUCGCUGCGGCCCGACGGCGCCCUGACGGCCCGCGACGAGUCGCUGCGCGCCCGCUUCGUCAACCUCGAGUCGCGCCUCCUCUACCUCGCCUACGGCCCCGCCGCGCUCGCCGACUGCGCCUUUUGCAGCUCCGACGAGCCGAGCAGCUACCUCUGCUACGCUCUCGUCGACGUUGCGGCCGCGCACCUGCUCAACGUCGCGCUGCUCGCGCUCGCCACCUCGCGCGGCCUCGCCGGCCGCGACGGCCGCCCCUGGCGCGGCAAGGCCAUCCUCGCCUCGGUCGUCCUCGCUGCCCUCGACGCCUACCUGCUCACGUCGCACGACUACCAGGCCAACGCGCGCGCCCUGCGCCUGGCCGACCUCGACUUCUUCCACUGGCGCACGCGGGCGUACCGCUACGCCUCCUUCGCGCUGCUGGACGCGGGGUUCGCGGCGGCCUUGUUCCUGUCGGCCACGCGCCGCGCCUUUGCGUCGCCGCGCCCGCUGGCCGAGCGCGUCGACUCCAUCAACAAGAACCUGGCGGCGGGCGUGCGCAGCAGGCUGGGCGCGGCCGCAAUCGUCAAGAACGCGGUGAGCAGGGACGCGGAGCUGAUGCGGCGGGCGCAGGCGUACUGGGCGCACGAGAUCGCCGUCAUGGGCGGGGCGCUCGAGGACAGGGAGGUGGUGGAGGGCAUCAAGGACGCCAUGGAGAGCAGGAUCGACAUGAAGGCCAUCUCGGCCGACGCUGAGAAGUAUGCAAAGGCCAUGCUGGAGUCUGUGGGCGGAGACGAGGAGUAGGGAAAUUGGGCAUCCUAUGUUAUUUACUUACCACUCGAAAGAAAAACAUUAAUAGUCGAUGGCUAAAAUAUCCAGAAAUGGAGACUUGGGAGUGAAGGCGUGAGCCCUGGAUGA
Gaeumannomyces tritici R3-111a-1 is the source of this 1327-nucleotide messenger RNA. RefSeq lists its product as hypothetical. Bases 140 to 1213 code for a protein of 357 amino acids. The record is from RefSeq and is a predicted model, not a curated record. The transcript has 2 exons. Lineage: Eukaryota; Fungi; Ascomycota; Sordariomycetes; Magnaporthales; Magnaporthaceae.